AUGUCAUUACCACAACUGGUUUCAAAUUGGUUAUAUAAUGUAAUUCAACCUUUAUAUAUUCAUAAACAAAUAGUAUAUACUCAUAUAUAUCAAUUUUUACAAUUACAUUUUAAAAAAAAAUUAAAUUUUAAAAUUAGAACUCAAAUUCAUACAUUUAUUGAAUCAGGACAAUCUCAAUUAUUAAUUAACCUAUUUGGUAUUAUAUAUAUUGAUCAAAUUGGAGUUCCUGUUGAAAUUUGGAUUCCAUUGGGCUAUCCAUUUGAUGAUGUUCCUAUAGUUUAUAUAAAACCAGACCAUGCAAAAAAUUGGUAUUUAAUACCAACUAAUCAUGUAGAUAUGCAAGGAAUAUUUUAUCAUCCUUAUUUAACUAAAUGGUAUAAAGAAAAUGGUGAUUUUAAUUUAAUUGAAUUAAUAAAUGUAAUUCAUAGAAGUAUAUUGAAUGAAUGUCCAAUUACAUUAGGUCCACCAGUACCUAAAACUUGUGGUCCUGCCUUGCCUCCAAAACCAAUUAAAUCACCACCGACAUCUACUAUCCCAUUGAAAUAUCAACAACCAUUACCUAUUCCAACUAUAAGUCCAUAUCCAAAAGAAAUUUCAACUUCUCCAAUACUACCAAAGCCAAAUACACAAGUUGCAAAUAUAAAAGAACAUAAACCAGAGUAUAAACCACCAGAUAUAAUGGAUUCUGAAAUUGAAAAUCAUCCAAAUCCGCAAAGAAAAGAAUUAUUAAUUCAAUUAUCUAAUAAAAUUAAUGAAAUAUUAUCACAAGACCAAAUUAAUCAAGAUAUAAAUUUCACCAAUGAAAAUAUUAAAAAAGUGGACGCUUUAUAUAAUCAAUUAAAUCAUCAUUGUCAACAAGCAGCUGCAAAUUCUGAAAAUUUAGAAACUCAUAUAAAUUAUUUAUCAACUCAAUUGACUAAUUUGACCAAUUUAAAUCAGGAACUAACUAAACUAGACAGAAUUAAUCAGGAUUCUGAUGAGAUACAUAUCAAUCAAACAUGUUCAUUAUCACUUGAUGAUAUAAUUAUCCCUGAUUCACCAUUAGUUAAACAAUUAUAUGAAGUUGUAUGUGAAAUUAAACUGAUUAAAGAUACAAUUGAAUUAAUUAAUCAAAAUGUAAAUGAUAAAAAUCUUGAAUAUUGUGUUAAAUCAAUUAGAAAUCUAGGAAGGCAGUUAUUUUGGUUGGAAUUAACUAAAAAUGAAAUAGCAUAUAUAAUGAAUUUACAAGUGUAA
This is a messenger RNA of Insectozyma verbasci, 1233 nucleotides long. The record is from the annotation of a GenBank genome assembly. Lineage: Eukaryota; Fungi; Ascomycota; Pichiomycetes; Serinales; Debaryomycetaceae.